This is a messenger RNA of Cutaneotrichosporon oleaginosum, 886 nucleotides long. Its product is annotated as 40S ribosomal protein eS26. Lineage: Eukaryota; Fungi; Basidiomycota; Tremellomycetes; Trichosporonales; Trichosporonaceae. Gene Ontology annotation, biological process: translation. Gene Ontology annotation, cellular component: cytosolic small ribosomal subunit; ribosome. The record is from RefSeq and is a predicted model, not a curated record. Gene Ontology annotation, molecular function: mRNA binding; structural constituent of ribosome.
GUCUUCCUCAACCUUCAAAACACUUACACAGUGGGUAUCCACCACAGCCACACAGCCAGCGAGGCCAGCGAGCGCGCACACAUUUGCGGCGACGAGCACUGCGACGACCAUCUUAUUACCCUCCCUUCCGACUUAUCCAUCCCCCAUCCUCUUCGCACGCUCGCUGCGCCUCCGACUUGGCACACAACGACAAAAGCUCACUCCAGAAAUGACCAAGAAGCGCAGGGGAAACGGCCGUAACAAGAAGGGACGCGGACACGUCCGCUUCCUCCGCUGCUCGAACUGCGCGCGUGCCGUUGCCAAGGUGAGCCACGAGUCGAAGGUUUGCAGGUCUGGCUCAGUGUGGUGGUGGAGCGAGGAUCGAGGCUGGCAAGAAGGCGGCGAGCGCCAUGACUCAGUCCGGCGUCUUUUGCAUCUUGGAUGCUCUCGUGUCCUGCCGCCCUGUCAUCACCGACCAGCCUGCAGACUAGCAGCACAUCUACAUGACAGCCCCCACUAACCUCCAGGACAAGGCCAUCAAGCGCAACUCGGUCAAGAACAUGGUCGAGGCCGCCGCCGUCCGUGACAUGUCCGACGCGUCCGUGUACGCCGAGUACGCCCUCCCCAAGCUCUACAUCCGCCUGGUGUACUGCGUCUCGUGCGCGAUCCACGCCAAGGUUGUGCGCGUGCGCUCGGACAAGCCCAAUGCCAUCAACUCGCGCAAGAACCGUGCCCCGCCUCCCCGCGCCAUCUUCAAGGACGGCAAGCGCGUUAACCCUGCCGUCGCGGCCGCCAUCGCCGCCAAGCAGGCCCAGCAGCAGACUGCCUAAGUCGGCCUGGGAUUUGGGACUCGUAGCGUGAUGAAGUAGUCCUACACUGAGCAAACUCGGGCGGGGGAACAAUGUGG